Messenger RNA from Gongylonema pulchrum, 282 nucleotides. The record is from the annotation of a GenBank genome assembly. Lineage: Eukaryota; Metazoa; Nematoda; Chromadorea; Rhabditida; Gongylonematidae.
GGAAUCCAUAAAGUAACUAAAAAGCUGGAAAAAAGGGCCAGCGCCAAGGAGCGGCGGCAUCUGGCUCUUCUGUUCAGCCAGCGUCUGGGAACGCAGGUUGGUGUUAAAUUGAUGUUCUCGCAGUCGCGCGAUGAACCCGACGAGGGUGCUACCGAAAAUGUUCGUAUUGCUGAGGACGCUGCGAAAGACAGUGAUUACCACACAUUCACAACAAAUGUUGCCGUGAGUUACUGUGGUUCAUUUUCUGUUGCAGUACAAAAAAUUAAGCAAAAACCAUUGUGA